GUCCCGCCCCGGCCGCCUGUGCCAUCUUGUCUUUAGCAGGAACAAAAACGGAGCAAGAAACAAGUCCCGUCUAAGGAUGGAGCACAGAUUUUAAGACGAGUUUACGCGUUUAAUUUCGGGAAGGGUCAGUGCUCGGAGGUGCAGCUCCAGGGAGAAACAACAGCAGCAGCAGCCGCCCCACCCCGUAGUAGCACCACAGCUAAUGUCAGCGUUAGCUCACAGGCUAUCGAAGCUAAGCUAGACAAUUAGCCGAGUAACGUUCGCUUAAAGUUCACAUUUAAGCCUCCUAAGCUAGGGGGAGUAAACUGAAAAAGGCGAAUUUUAUUCACAGUGUUUCCGCAGUCAGGAGGGAGUUGGGUGGAAAUGGGCCAGGUGUCGUGUUGAUUAUCCGCGGAGACGAACCCGAAACCCGGGAUAUGAGGAUUGAGGCUCGCCGCUAGCUCCGCUGCUAACAGUUGUUUUUCGUUCCGGAGGGGAACCACAAUAAGCCGCGGCCCUGGCCAUGCCCUCGAAUGCACGGGCGGGCAAUCUGAAGGACCCCGAUGUGGCAGAUCUCUUCUGCAAAGAUGAUCCGGAGAAGCUGUUCGCCGACCUCCGCGAGAUCGGCCACGGCAGCUUCGGAGCCGUGUACUUCGCCCGAGAUGUGCGCAACAAUGAGGUGGUGGCAAUCAAGAAAAUGUCCUACAGCGGCAAGCAGACUAACGAGAAAUGGCAGGACAUCAUUAAAGAAGUGAAGUUCCUGCAGAAACUUCGGCACCCGAACACUAUCGAGUACCGAGGCUGUUACCUGAAAGAACACACAGCAUGGCUGGUGAUGGAGUACUGCCUCGGCUCGGCCUCAGACCUCCUCGAAGUUCACAAAAAGCCACUCCAGGAAGUUGAAAUAGCUGCUAUUACCCAUGGUGCUCUGCAGGGAUUAGCAUAUCUUCACUCUCACAACAUGAUUCACAGGGAUGUGAAAGCAGGAAACAUCCUGCUGACGGAGCCUGGCCAGGUCAAACUGGGGGACUUCGGUUCCGCCUCCAUCGUGGCUCCGGCCAACUCCUUCGUGGGGACUCCUUACUGGAUGGCUCCAGAGGUGAUCCUGGCCAUGGACGAGGGCCAGUACGAUGGGAAGGUCGAUGUCUGGUCGCUGGGCAUCACCAGUAUAGAGCUGGCGGAGAGGAAGCCCCCUCUCUUUAAUAUGAAUGCUAUGAGUGCCUUAUACCACAUUGCUCAGAAUGAAAGCCCCAUCCUGCAGUCCAAUCACUGGUCUGAUUCCUUCCGCAACUUUGUUGACUCUUGCCUACAGAAGAUUCCCCAGGACCGGCCUACCUCGGACGUGCUGCUGAAUCAUCGGUUCUUGUGCCGCGAGCGCCCCAUGACGGUGAUCAUGGACCUCAUCGCACGGACCAAGGAUGCAGUGAGGGAGCUGGACAACCUGCAGUACCGCAAGAUGAAGAAGAUCCUCUUCCAGGAAACGCAGCAGAACGGCCCCGUGACCGAGGGAGGAGACGAGGAGGAGGAGGUGGAGCAGUACUUGUUGCAGACCGGCACAAUCAACAGCAUGGAAAGCUCCCAGUCGGUCCCCAGCAUGUCCAUCUCAGCCAGCUCUCAGAGCAGCUCAGUCAACAGCCUGGCCGACGCCUCUGAUGACAGCAGCAGUGAGAUGGCCAUGAUGCAGGAGGGCGAGCAGACCGUCACCUCCAACAGCUCCAUCAUCCACCGGCCUACGGGUCAAGACAACAUCUAUGACGACCCUUAUCAGCCGGAGAUGGAUCAACCCCAGGCCCCCUCAGCUGGACGCCGCCGAGCCUAUUAUCGCAACCGGGACCACUUUGCCACCAUCCGAACCGCCUCCUUGGUGACCCGUCAGAUCCAGGAGCACGAGCAGGGCUCCGCUCUCCGAGAGCAGAUGUCCGGCUACAAGCGCAUGAGGCGGCAGCACCAGAAGCAGCUGAUGGGCCUGGAGAACAAGCUGAAGGCGGAGAUGGACGAACAUCAGCUGAAACUGGACAAGGAGCUGGAGAACCAGAGGAACAGCUUCUCCACGGAGGCCGACAAGCUGGCCAAGAAGCACCAGGCCAUCCUGGAGAAAGAGACAAAAGCAGCUCUGGCUGAAGAGAAGAAGUUCCAGCAGCACAUACUGGGCCAGCAGAAGAAGGAACUGACCAGUUUACUGGAGUCACAGAAACGCCAGUAUCGUCAGCGCAAGGAGCAGCUGAAGGAGGAGCUGAACGAGAACCAGUCGACCCCAAAGCGGGAGAAGCAGGAGUGGUUGAUCCGCCAGAAGGAGUGUCUUCAGCAGAUGCAGGCGGAGGAGGAGGCCAGCUUGCUCAGGAGGCAGAGGCAGUACUACGAGCUGCAGUGUCGCCAGUACAAGAGGAAGAUGCUGCUUGCCCGACACAACCUGGAGCAGGACCUGCUCAGAGAGGACCUGAAUAAGAAGCAGACUCAGAAGGACCUGGAGUGUGCCAUGCUGCUGCGGCACCACGAGUCCACCCAGGAGCUGGAGUUCAGGCAGCUGGGCUCGGUGCAGCGAACCCGGGCCGACCUGAUCCGGACGCAGCACCAGACCGAGCUGACCAACCAGAUGGAGUACAACAAGCGGCGCGAGCAAGAACUCAGACAGAAACAUGCCAUGGAGGUCCGGCAGCAGCCCAAGAGCCUCAAGUCCAAAGAGCUGCAGAUCAAGCGUCAGUUCCAGGAGACCUGCAAGAUCCAGACGCGCCAGUACAAAGCCCUGAGGAACCACCUGCUGGAGAGCACUCCCAAAUCCGACCACAAGGCCGUCCUCAAACGCCUCAAAGAGGAGCAAACACGUAAGCUGGCCAUCCUGGCCGAGCAGUACGACCACUCCGUCAACGACAUGCUGUCCACACAGGCUGUGAGUAAGCUGCGUCUGGACGAGACCCAGGAGGCGGAGUACCAGGUGCUCCGGAUGCAGCUGCAGCAGGAGCUGGAGCUGCUGAACGCCUACCAGAGCAAGAUCAAGAUCCACACCGACACCCAGCACGAGCGGGAGGUGAAAGACCUGGAGCAGAGGGUGUCCAUCCGCAGAGCGCUGCUGGAGCAGAGGAUCGAGGAGGAGAUGCUGUCUCUGCAGAACGAGCGCUCGGAGCGAAUCCGGACUCUGCUCGAGCGCCAGGCUCACGAGAUCGAGGCCUUCGACUCGGAGAGCAUGCGCCUGGGCUUCAGCAACAUGGCGCUGACCGGCAUCCCGGCCGAGGCCUUCAACCAGGGCUACCCGACCCCCAGCCCGUCCUCGGGCUCCAGCGGCUGGCCGUCCCGGCCCGUCCCCCGCUCCGGCAGCCACUGGAGCCACAGCGUCCAGAACUCGGUGGCGACCCCGUCCUGGCGCAGCCAGAACCACGGCGGCGCCGGCUUCAGCCGGGCCGAGUCCAUCCAGUCGUCCCACGGCCUGGGGAGGGACAGCGACCUGAACAGGAGCGGCAGGGGCCACUCCUCCUCCUCUUCCUCCUCCUCCUCUUCCUCCCACCACCACCACCACCACCAGCAGCAGCACUACCUCCCCCAGCACUACCAACACCACCAGAGCACCCCCCAGCUCUACCGCGACACCCACGACCGCGAGAUCAGGGAGCGGGAGCGGGAGCGCGCCAGGGAGUGGGUGGGAGGAGGUGGGGGCCACUACUCUCAUCACUCCCAAGGCCACCAUCACCUCUCCACCCACGCCUCCUCCCAGUCCCUCGCCCUCCUGCCUCCCCCGCCGCCGCCUCCCCCCAUCUCCCUCUCCUCCUCCUCCCCCCCCUCCUCCGCCUCCUCCUCCUCGUCGUCGCAGGGCGGCUACGGAGGCGGCGGCCUGAGCGUCCGGGGGCCCACCCUGAUGGCGCUCAGGAACAGCCCCCAGCCGCUGAGGAGGACGGCCUCCGGCGGCCCGGGGGGCGGCGGGGGGAGCGACGGGGGGCUCAGCCGGAGCACGUCGGUCACCUCCCACAUCUCCAACGGCUCUCACCUCUCUUACUCCUGAAAGGCGGAGAUCCCUCCUGUGACCCUCGGCCCCCGCCCCUCUGAGGAAAGGGCAGUUUGAGCCAAAAGCGGAAGCAGAGCGAUGCCCGUUUCCCCAGAGAGUUAGUUUUUAAGUUUUAGAAGAUUUUGAGAGUCUUCUCGGAGCAGCGGCAAAUAAUUUGAUCCUUUAAAAAAAACAAAAACAACCUGAUUUUAAGAUCUCCUUUCUGUGCAGGGGUGUAACGCUGCACCGACAAGAAAGAGAGGUUCCCUUUUAGUCUUUUAGUCACUACAGGGCUGUUUUAAGUUUUAAACCCCGAGUCACACAGGAGCAGCGAUACAAUCCGAGAGAAGGAGCCGAUUAAUAAAACGUCCACAAAUGAGCCGUGUGUUGCAAAACAAACGAGUCGAACCAUCAUUUCACAUCCAAAAAAACAAAAAGCCAUUUGUUUGUUUUGUAACACGCUGAACGCAUUGCACAGUAUUGAUGGUUUAAACCGAGUCACUUGUUGAGGUUCAGGUGUUCAGAGUCGCAGCAGGUUUUUUUUUUUUUUUUUUUUUUUUCUUAGUUUGUAUCGAACUGAGCAACGAGCGACAGUUGUGGAGCUUCCACUCGCGGUGCUUUAAAAACCACUGUAACUAUGUAAAUAAUGGUAAAUUGUAAACCCAGUUUUUGAUUUGUAAGUGUUUCAUACGUUCA
This is a messenger RNA of Mugil cephalus (flathead mullet), 4648 nucleotides long. RefSeq names its product TAO kinase 2a (gene taok2a). The coding region runs from base 503 to 3970 and encodes 1155 amino acids. Gene Ontology annotation, biological process: protein phosphorylation. The transcript has 20 exons. The record is from RefSeq and is a predicted model, not a curated record. NCBI's taxonomy places the organism in Eukaryota, Metazoa, Chordata, Actinopteri, Mugiliformes, Mugilidae. Gene Ontology annotation, molecular function: ATP binding; protein kinase activity.